Messenger RNA from Thermothielavioides terrestris NRRL 8126, 939 nucleotides. RefSeq lists its product as uncharacterized. Gene Ontology annotation, biological process: carboxylic acid metabolic process. Gene Ontology annotation, molecular function: oxidoreductase activity, acting on the CH-OH group of donors, NAD or NADP as acceptor. The record is from RefSeq and is a predicted model, not a curated record. The coding region runs from base 1 to 939 and encodes 312 amino acids. The transcript has 3 exons. Lineage: Eukaryota; Fungi; Ascomycota; Sordariomycetes; Sordariales; Chaetomiaceae.
AUGCCUCCUGCUCAUACCAAAGCCUGUUCGCGUAUCGCGAUAGUAGGUGUCGGCCAGGUUGGUGGCGCGGCUGCAUACGCCCUGAUCCUCAGCGGCGUAGCGAGCGAGCUGCUCCUGGUUGAUGUCAAGAUCGAGUUGAGGGACGCCCAGGUGCGCGACCUCUCAGACGUGGCAUACGGCAUCGGCGGAGGCACGCGGGUGCGGGCUGCGACGCAUAGCGAGGCAGCGCAGUGUGAUAUCGUGGUGAUCACGGCAGGGUCCAAGUACUUCCUGGGGGAAACAAGUAUCCAACAUAUGCAUCGCAACAUUGGCGUUAUGCGCAGUGUGAUGGGCUCUAUGACAUCCUUUAGACCAGACGCGAUUAUACUAGUCGUGGCGAACCCGGUCGACCUGCUUACAACGCUCGUCCAAGAACUUUGCAGACUGCCAAAGUUCCAGGUCUUUGGUACAGGAACUUUCCUCGACUCCGUCCGGCUCCGCGGUUUGCUGGCCGAAAAAACAGGGGUACGUCCGUCUUCGAUACAACUGUCAGUCAUAGGCGUCCACGGUGACACCCAGGUUGCGGCAUGGUCGAGCGCUACCAUCAACGGCGUGCCCAUCGACCAGUUUCUCCCCCCGGAGCAAUGCAACCACGCCGAUCUCGCGAACGAGUGCAAACAUAUCUCGGAGGACAUUUUCCGCGCCAAGGGGGCAACGCCGUUUGGCAUCGGCUCGGUCGUGGCCAGCAUCUGCACCUCCAUCCUCCUCGAUAAAGGCGACGUCCAGCCCAUCAGCCAUUUCCAGUCAGAGCACAGGUGCUGCUUCAGCCUACCUGUGGUGCUGGGGAGGAAGGGGAUAAUGAGGACGGUUCAGUUGCCGCUAAGCAGCGACGAGAAGGCCCACCUUGCUCGGUCAGCCGAAAGGUUGAAGGAAACGUUGGAGCGCAUCAAACACCACUAG